AUGACCCCUCGGCCAGCGCUCAAGGUCAAGCACAAUCGACCUUUGUCUGCAGUUUGGAUCGGCAGCAGCGCUAGCACGAGUGCCAACAACCCCAACUCUAGUCAAUCUCCGCAACCGUCGUCAUCUUCUUCUUUCAUCCACGAUAACACACCCCCUGGUCUCCCAGACCUUCCGGAACCGCCUAGUCCGAGUUCUAGUAUCGGCUCACGAGACUCCGGGCUUCCAUCUCCGCCUGCGACGAAUUCCACGGGCAGCGAGAGUACGGGCGACGCGGGGAGUAUUGCCGUACGUCAACAACGGCCGUUGUCAUACACGAGCAAUAGCAGUGCGAGUACGAGUAGUGGGAGCCAUAAGACGACGCCGAGUGUGAGCUUGAAGGGCAGUAGCAUGGAUAUGGGCAGUCGACUGGUGGAUGAACGGCAACCUGAAGGGCAUGGAGAUUUUGACGAUGAUAAUGAGAAUGACUUGGAGGGAGAUGAUACGGAGAGAUUGGACAGAAGGGAUACUCUCAAGUGUUCCAGUGAGAAUGUUUUGGCGUUGCAAAGAGUUAAAAGUCUGACGGAGAGAAAUCGAAUGGCCCUUGACAAACUCUCCUCCAUUUCAAGGCUAAGCACUCCAUCGCCUUCUGGUCGCCGUGCACGAGCAGCGACGCCUGACUCUCGCUCUUCGGCCCCAUCACACGCUUCAUCUACCUCCUCCUCUCGCCUCUCCAAUCCACCUCGGCAGCUUCGUGCACUACCACCGCCACCACCAUUACAACGACGGGACACUCUUUCCGGUUCCGAGACUGAGCGCGAGUCCACUUCAAUGCAUUCCUACUCUUCAUCACAUCACCACUCUGCAUCGACCAGUUCCCACUCUUCUCGUCGUCCUAUCACGCCUCCCCCUCCGGGCGAUCCGAGCACCGCAGUAACUCCGUUUCGUCGUCAUCGUAACACAUCAGCGCCCGGAUCACCCGACAGAGCUCGCACCCUCAGUGCAGCGACGCUGUCCUCUGGUUCUAACCUAAGUAAUAGUCCCAGUCGAAGGCGGAAACGGACAUCGAUGGCGAAUAUGUCUUUUGACGAAGGGGAUUCUGCCAGAUAUGACACUAUAACCGGGACUGCUAGAGAACGGUCAAAAGAUACCGUCAGGGAUAUCACGGAGAGUGCUCUGGCGGCGGUUGCAUCGUCUAGACGAAGUCCGUUGGGCACUAGGAAGCGGGCUGCCCUGCCUAAAGAGUUUAGAGGAGAGACAAGGAUGACGGACGAUCAUGGUGGUGACCAGUCAAGAACGAACCACAGGAGGAGAGGGAGUUUGGAUGGUGGUGAUAAACGACGAGAAGGAAGGCUUUCUUUGGAGCCGAUGACACCAUAUAGAACAACGAACGGGGUCGGGCGUUCUUCCACUGUACGAGAACUACGGCGCAAUGGAGCGGGGACAGCUGGUCGAUGGGGAAGCGACGAUUAUCGGUCAAUCGUCUCUUCGUCUACGGCAGCUGUGAAUGAUGAUGCCCAAAAAGAGAGGAGGCAGAGCUUGCGUGGAGGGAGUGCUGAAAGUGCUUUGGGGUUAUGGAGUCCUGGGGGUAGGAGUCUGAUUGGAGAAGGGCUCAGGGCUGCUGGUUUGACGCGUAAGGAGGAGCACGCAGCAGAGGUGUUCAAAGAUCGGCGGGUUGAGUGGAGUCCCCAUGAUAUUGACGAUGAUGGUAGGCGAAGAGUUUUGGGUGGGGAGCGAGAGCGAGAGCGGCCACCGAGAGCUUCAACAUCAAUGGCCGACUAUCGUUACUCGGAGCACAAUGAGGAGCCACCAGGCCGCCCUGGUUUGAGAGGCCACCGGAGCACGUAUUCUCUGGUUGCACGGGACAAGGAACGUGACCUCUCGUUGAGCCACAGGGAACCUUCUUUGACAAGGACUGAGAGGGAACAGCUCGACCUCGACCGUGCAGCAUCUUCCCUCAGUCGUCACAGCGGCAGCAACAAUGUCACCCCUGCGCCACCACCUACCCCUUCUACGAACGUCGCGCCUGCCACUGCUACGCCUCAGCAUAUGCAGCAGGAGAGAUACGAGAGAUUCUCCACUGCCAGCCCGUUUGGAACAAAACGCUUUGGGCCUCCCACCCCGGUCCUUGGUGGUUCUUUCCAGCAAACGGAACAUACAAAGCUGAUGUUGGACAGUUUGACGAUGUUUGAGUCGCAUCUGGCCAAGAUCCCUCAUCUCCCUCCGUCUAGUGGGACGUCAUCAAGUGAUUUGGCACGGAAUGCUCAGAAUGUUGUGUAUGCUGCUGAGAGGCUCAAUGGGCUUUUGAGGCUUGGGACUAGUCGGGCGAUGGAAGCGCAGGUUGGUGCUGAGGUUGACGAUUCGACUGGCGUUGAUAAAGAGGUGGCAGAGGUAUGGAGGAGGGUGGGAGCCGAGUAUAGGGAAGGGGUGCGGGCUGCUGAUGAUCUUGUGCGAGGUGUCACUGGUUUCCUUCUUGGUAUGGGGAAGGUGGUGAGGGACUUUACGGCUAGUGAGCAGCAGCAUGGGUCCCCUUCUGUGCACGGCAGGAGUGUCAGUCUGAACGACGAGGAUCUCAGAGCUAGAGGGGCUGCUGGAAGCCCGGACGUUGCUGCGAGUACGAGCACGGGGAGUGGGAGACGGAGUGUGUUGGAUUCGAGGAAGAGUUGGGAGCCUAGGGAUAGGGAUAGGGAUAGGGAGGAGGCUUUGAGGAGACUUGGUGCUGGAAGAGCGGAGAGUUCCCUUGCGAGGUCUUCGCCCUUCCAAGCUACCAGGGACUUGGACACCAAGCAGUUUGAGACGCCUCCGCCUCAUGGUAGAGCUACGCAGUUGUCUAGUGCGGCUCCUCCGUCUGGGUCAGUCCGAAGGUUGUUCACCCCUCGUGAACAACGAGAACAUCAGAUGGACGCUGCUGCUGCCAAUGGUACUACUGGUCGUUUAGGCCCUUCAGACUCUCAAAGGACUUUAACUUCAUCUCAAGACUACGAACCUUCACCUACCCCGGCUUCGAGAACACGCGAUCAGCCUUUGGGUCGGAGUCGGACGUUGCCACCUUUGACGUUGCCCAAACCACUUGCUGUGCUUCCUUCUGAAUCAAGAAAAGCGAAUGUUCCCGUCAGCACGCCUGCAGAUAAAGGAUCUUCCGUCCGAGAUCGCGAGCGCAGGCCUAGGGUUUCGUUGGCGUCCAUAUCUACCGUCCGUGGUAGCGUGCCUACCUUUCCUGGUCUUACCACCCCAAGUAGUGCGACGACUGCAUUGACGGCACACACCGUGUCCACUAACUCGCCUGCGUCCCCGCUCGUCCGCACCGAUUCAAAUAAACCUGCCCGUUCGACGAUGACGUUUUCACGACCGUCUGCUGUUUCGGUAUCUGCGGCGCUUUCUGGGCUUCAGCAGCAGCAUCUUGAUGAUGAGCGGAAAAGGACGGUUUCGACGAGUGCGGAGGGCAAUAGUAUUUCUGAUAGUGCGGUUCAUCAUCAUCAUCCUUCGGCUCCGUUGUUGAAUAAGUCGAUUUCGACGUCUGCGGUUGAGAGGGAUAGGGAUAGGAGGAAGACGCUUGGGACUGCGAGGAAAACUUUUGAGGGUGAUGAUGAUGCUGGGACACUUUCGUAUGGGAGGGGUUCUACUGCGAAUGCUGCUGAUAGAAGUGCUGCGUCGACGAUUUUGCCGCAACAUGGAAAUGGAAAGAGGGAACGGAGGAGGACUGUUACGGAUAUUUGGCCGAGGCCGUGA
Messenger RNA from Laccaria bicolor S238N-H82, 3705 nucleotides. RefSeq lists its product as uncharacterized. The record is from RefSeq and is a predicted model, not a curated record. Lineage: Eukaryota; Fungi; Basidiomycota; Agaricomycetes; Agaricales; Hydnangiaceae. The coding region runs from base 1 to 3705 and encodes 1234 amino acids. The transcript is spliced from 3 exons.